CUUGCGUGAUGACGUUGUAAUGGGGGUUCAGAGGUGGCAGCUGUGGGUUGAUAUCAAUGACUGUCGGUAUUUGGAAUAUAAAACUGUUUAAAAGUUAGGUAAAAGGCCCUGACCGUUUUUAAACAAGGUCAAACAAAUAAAGAAGGACCACAAUUCCAUGGUCAUUUUCUCGAUUGAGAGUUUGUUUGUUUGUUUUUGAUGCCUUGCUUGUAGAGCUGGCACUAUGCCCGCGGCUACUGUGGAUCAUAGCCAAAGAAUAUGUGAGGUUUGGGCUGACAACCUGGAUGAAGAACUCAAAAGGAUCCGCCAGGUCAUUCGAAAAUACAACUACAUUGCCAUGGACACAGAGUUUCCAGGUGUAGUUGCGAGACCGAUUGGAGAGUUCAGAAGCAAUGCUGACUACCAGUACCAGUUACUGCGAUGUAAUGUAGACUUGCUAAAGAUUAUCCAGCUGGGCCUUACCUUUAUGAAUGAACAGGGUGAAUAUCCACCGGGAACUUCAACAUGGCAGUUCAAUUUUAAGUUUAACCUCACGGAGGACAUGUAUGCACAGGACUCCAUCGAGCUCUUGACAACAUCAGGCAUCCAGUUCAAGAAGCACGAGGAGGAGGGGAUUGAGACAUUGUACUUGGCUGAACUGCUCAUGACCUCAGGGGUGGUGCUCUGUGAGGGCGUCAAGUGGCUUUCUUUCCACAGUGGCUAUGACUUUGGCUAUCUGAUAAAGAUUCUGUCCAACUCUAACCUGCCCGAAGAGGAAGUGGACUUCUUUGAGAUCCUUCGCCUGUUCUUCCCCAUCAUAUAUGAUGUCAAGUACCUCAUGAAGAGCUGCAAAAACCUCAAGGGUGGGCUACAGGAAGUGGCAGAACAGCUGGAGCUGGAGAGGAUUGGCCCCCAGCACCAAGCUGGCUCAGACUCACUACUGACAGGCAUGGCAUUCUUCAAGAUGAGAGAGAUGUUCUUUGAGGAUCAUAUCGACGAUGCAAAGUACUGUGGUCACUUGUACGGGCUGGGUUCAGGCUCUGCAUAUGUCCAGAACGGCACAGGGAACGCCUACGAGGAGGAAGCCAAUAAACAGCUGUCAUGACAUCAUCACUGGGAUCUUUCUGGAUGGUCUGCUCUAGUCAAUUACUAUGACGACUGGAAUAAUGGAAGAACAAAAGCAUAAUAUAUAUAUAUAUAGAUAUAUGU
Messenger RNA from Salvelinus fontinalis (brook trout), 1188 nucleotides. It is a transcript of the gene cnot7, whose product is annotated as CCR4-NOT transcription complex, subunit 7. The record is from RefSeq and is a predicted model, not a curated record. The coding region runs from base 224 to 1084 and encodes 286 amino acids. Gene Ontology annotation, molecular function: poly(A)-specific ribonuclease activity; nucleic acid binding. NCBI's taxonomy places the organism in Eukaryota, Metazoa, Chordata, Actinopteri, Salmoniformes, Salmonidae. The transcript is spliced from 7 exons. Gene Ontology annotation, cellular component: P-body; CCR4-NOT complex; CCR4-NOT core complex.